Molecule: messenger RNA, 994 nt
Organism: Cydia fagiglandana
Lineage: Eukaryota; Metazoa; Arthropoda; Insecta; Lepidoptera; Tortricidae
Product: nuclear nucleic acid-binding protein C1D-like
Exons: 1
Coding region: 134-559 (141 amino acids)
Biological process (GO): regulation of gene expression; maturation of 5.8S rRNA
Cellular component (GO): nucleolus; exosome (RNase complex)
Molecular function (GO): DNA binding; RNA binding
Source: RefSeq, a predicted model, not a curated record
UUCUAUGGGUCUAUCGCGUUGGAUUCGUUGGGUCAGGGUCGUAGGUUAUAAAUAAAACGUGGGGCGAUUAUUUCUAAUCAAAGCCGAUUACCUACACGUAUUAAAGGAUAAUCUGUCUGCAGUCAACAUCACAAUGAAUUGGGAUCUGAACUACGGAGAGUUAUCGAAGGAUAAAGACUUCGUUAACAACUGCGAAGAUCUGAAGCAAAAUUUGAUAGAAGUGCAAGGAGUUUUGGAUCAACUAUUGCCGCUGAAGGAACAUUAUGACAAGCUGACCUUGCCUGCACAGAUCGAGCUAGAUUUAUUCCUUGCGUUCACGCUGAAUUCUCUUCAUUGGAUUCAUUUGAGAAUACAAGGCGUCGAUCCAACGAAACACCCAAUCAGAGACGAACUACAAAGAAUUAAAGCUACAAUGGUUAAAUGGCAGGAAGUAAAAGAUCGAGAUAAACGACCAACUGUGGACAUUGAAGCAGCUAAAAGGUUUGUCAGGAGCGGUCUCUACGAUCCUUACAGAGCGACAGGGCAACCACUAAAUAAAAAGAUAAAAUUCGAUGAUUAAAUUUUGUCAGUUGUAAGUAGGCACCUAAUAUGUAAGACUGAGUGUUGAUAAUUGAAUUAUAAGUCUAGUUAUAAGGUUUGAUGAUAAUGGUUAUUUAAUUUUUAAUAAUAGGGAAUGCACUUUAAUGCCAUAUUAAACUCAUCAACCAAUUUUACUGUUUUGCUUUGCGUUUGUUUUUUGUUAUAAUUAUGUCAUUAAGUUUUGUGCUAUGAGAAAGAUGGCUUGUAGUUAUAACCAAAAUAGGUUUCCAAUACUGGCCAUCUAUCUGUAAAUGUGUGAAUUUUUGUGAAUAUGAAUGCUAUUCAAAUUGAAUGUAAGGCAGUUCAUAGUGUGCACAUACUGAUAUGGUUUGGCACAAUGCACCAGUACUAUGCAUCUCUAUAUCAAUUUAGCACUCAUUCUGCAGACUCAAUUGAUGACAUUAAUGAAGUUUUA